Molecule: messenger RNA, 2312 nt
Organism: Mya arenaria
Lineage: Eukaryota; Metazoa; Mollusca; Bivalvia; Myida; Myidae
Product: kyphoscoliosis peptidase-like
Exons: 8
Coding region: 155-1663 (502 amino acids)
Source: RefSeq, a predicted model, not a curated record
CGAAUGGAAUAGCGUAGCUAUGAUACGAACAACGUUCAAGUCUUAUCUUUGUUGAGAUGUUUUGUGUUAAUAUUUUAUCAAACAAUUGAAACAUUGCAAUGAAAAUUACAGGGAUGUAAUUUUAGCGCUGAAUAGUUAACCAUAUCUCUCUACAAUGUUUUGCUGCGGCUCCGUUGACGUCUAUGUGAGCAAUCCCCACGGUGAGGACACGGAGAACGUAAGCGGCUGCUUCCUGUCUGGGUUCAAAGGCGGCAAGCUUACACGCAAGGUUACGCCGAAAACAGCGCCGCCCAAAGAGAAAAAGAAGGUCGUGGUUCCGUCGCCGUAUAUGUUCAUGCAUAUAGAUGAGCAUGUCAGAAAGAAAUCGGUGCGGACUGGUGAGCCAGUGACGUCAAGUCCAAAGUCGAUAGAACUACAGGAAAUAGAGGAAGAAGACGAGUGGACGGGAAACGACCCGCCUCAACAUGAGACGCCUGAGAAUGUGGCAAGGAACGUGAAGAGUUUGGUCACGUAUCUAGUUGGACCUUGCAAAUCGGACAUGGAAAAAGUGCGAGCAUUCUACUACUGGAUCUGCAAUAACAUCGGGUUUGACCGGAAGUAUAAUUAUCCAAAAAGGGAGAGUCCGAACGAUCCGAAUGUUGUGCUACGUCACGGUACGGCCAUGUCGUCUGAGGGUUAUACAAAUCUCUUCUCCGCUCUUUGCAGAUCCGUGUCAAUUCCUGUGAAGAAACUAAAGGGUUACGUGAAGGACACCCGCUAUGACCCGGAAGAGCCCUUCACCCAACUGGACGAGCCCGAGCAUGCCUGGAACGCGGUAUAUGUUGGGCAUGACUGGAGGUUUGUUGACUGCGCCUGGGGGUCGGGAUUCGAGGACGAGGAGGGGAUCUACCAUAAGCGAUACGAGGAGUUUUGGUUUAUGACCGACCCUGAAAACUUCAUAAAUGAUCAUUUCCCGUACUUACGUAACGACCCUCUUUCGAGUGAUAUGUGGCAACUGCUCAAGCGGCCGGUCACUCUCGAGGAGUAUAACAAGACGGUGCGAACAGAGGCGGUGACACGAGACUGGGGCGUGGAGUUCUCCCAUCGGGAACCAAUUAUUGUGUUCCGGAAGGAGCUCCAUAUCAUCGUCAAGACAACGAUCGUGCCAAUCAUGCAAAUCACUGCCACUUUAGACACAUCUGAUAAGGUUAACAUGGAUGCCUACGUUGCAACAUUUCGAGACUCCGAGGACCACUACAAAAUACUUGCACGGCCUCCGUCGUGCGGUGUCUACAUUCUGAAACUAGCUGGCAAACGAGAGGGGGACACGCAACCACGAACUCCUGGUCUGGUCAAAUACAUUCUCAAAUGUACGGAUAUUAACAAUUUGGUAAAGACGUUCCCUUUCUCAUACACGGCUGCGCAGACGUUACAAGUUUGUGUCCUAGAGCCGACGUACCGCGACCUUGAACCUAACUCGCCAGUCAAGUUUCGCAUUGCCUCACCGUUCGUAGCCGAUGUUUACAUUGAAGAUUUACUGUUGGAGAAAAUUGACGAUUAUACGUGGGAGGGAGAAAUACUAACUCCCAAGAAGAGCGGCCAAUUUCUUGUUGUUUACGGUACUACCGCGGACGCCAGCGAUCACAGGAGAAAACAACCAUUGUAUAAAUUUAACAUAUUAUGAACGGGAAAGGGACGACGUCGUAGUUGGGAAAACUUGUAUUGAUCAUUUUAAGAAAUCCGACCCGCAAGUCAGCUAGUUCCAAAGUAGCCCCAUUCACAUUUAUUCUGUUACUCCAUAUUAACGUUGGUAUUUUCUAAAGGUAUUUGCUGGGUGAUUACUUCUAUGCAAAAUAAAUGACCAAAAGUGCAUCAUACGUUAAAUUAUUACAGUUUGUAUAUUUGCAUUUUAUUUUUACUGAACUCGGACGUAAAAAUACUGUUUUGCAACGUUGUUUUAUUGCUAUAAUAAUUGGGUAAUAUAAUUUCUGCACACAACCUUUUUGAAAUUAUACCAAAAUAAUAUGGAGUCAACCGGCAUCAAAACUUUAUAAAUGUUUGGGUCGGAUACCUUUAUUAUUUAUACUAGCAAAUACUGAACUGUGCAAAUUGAAACAUAUUGACAAGAGCCUUUAUGCUCGGAAACGAAGUGUACCACGGCACACGCCGAGAUAUGGUGCGGGACGUUGUAGUGUAUUGGAAAAUAUCAUUGACAAGAAUUAUUUUUAACAAUUUACAUUUUGAAAUAUACUGUAUUUCUGGGUAAAUCUUACUAAUUUUGGAAAAAAAAACAUAUUUUGUUAUACAUGUAGCUUAAUAAAUUCUUAAAUUUU